CUAGAAUAUUUCUUAACUAACGCAAGCGGGGUUCAACUAUCGGUCUUCAUUGGAUGCGAUGGCCCCCUAGACGUUCGUAUCCGAUAGCCUAUUCAUAGGCUAUACAAGCACGUGACGCAACCACCAACCGCAAGGUUUCUAUAAGUUGACCCACGGUGAAAGCAAUUCUGGGAAAGCUUCCACCUCAUCUCCUUCCCCAGCCAGCAUCAUGGAAGCUAUCCGUCUUCAUCCUGCUUCACCGACAUCCACACCCUAUUCACCAGCGAACCCGGCGCCAUCCACCGCCCUGCGGCUAGACCGGGAUGUCCCCAUUCCGGUGCCCUCUGCGCCCGGGGAGCUUCUCAUCCGCGUCAAAGCAACAACCGUCAUUCGGGACAUGCUCACUUGGCCGGAAUCCUACACACACGAAUAUGCCAUCUUGGGCAACGAUGUGGCCGGUAUUGUGGUGGAGGUGUUCUCAUCCACGAGCCAGUUCAAGCCCGGCGACGAGGUCUUCGGCAUGACCAAUGCUGCCCGGGCAGCUACCUGGGCUGAAUACACCAUCGUCAAGGAGGAGGAGGUAGCCCGGAAGCCCUCUACAUUAACAUUCGCCGAGGCGGCAGCAAUCCCCCUCAGCGCACAAACUGCCUACGAGGCCCUAUUUGAGCACGCACGUAUUCCCCGACCCACGGUGGCAGAGUUCACGACCCACUCCGCUACGAAGAAGGAGUACUCUGUGCUAAUUACUGGUGCCGCGGGGGCGGUGGGCGUGUAUCUCGUGCAGUUGGCCGCAGCGGCAGGGGUAAAAGUUGUCGCCGCUAGCAGCUCCAAUGCCCGCAACCGCGACUUUCUUCAAGACCUUGGGGCCGACGAGGUCGUGGAGUAUAGCACGCUGGACGAGCGUCGCGGGGAGUUCGAUGUCAUCGUCGAUGCCGUUGGCGGGAAAGUAUUGGAGAAGUGUUGGGAAUACGUCGCUGACACAGGAGUGCUGAUUUCAGUGGAUUCGGCAAGCUUCAACUUCGUCGAGGAGCAUGAGAAGCGUGGACUUCGCAAGGCCGGGGUACAUGCGCUGUUCUUCAUUGUCAGGGGCAGUCUGGAUGCAUUGCACUACCUUGCCGAAGCGGCAAGUCAUGGAGCCGUCCGGCCUCUCGUCGCAGACAUCUAUCCACUUGCUCGAGCCCGUGAAGCGUAUGAUAUGGCAAAUGGAAGGGCGUAUGGGCGUGGGAAGGUAAUUCUUGCCGUCUGA
Messenger RNA from Aspergillus welwitschiae, 1225 nucleotides. Its product is annotated as NADP-dependent oxidoreductase. The transcript has a single exon. Bases 209 to 1225 code for a protein of 338 amino acids. The record is from RefSeq and is a predicted model, not a curated record. Lineage: Eukaryota; Fungi; Ascomycota; Eurotiomycetes; Eurotiales; Aspergillaceae. Gene Ontology annotation, molecular function: oxidoreductase activity.